Messenger RNA from Camelina sativa (false flax), 807 nucleotides. The record is from RefSeq and is a predicted model, not a curated record. NCBI's taxonomy places the organism in Eukaryota, Viridiplantae, Streptophyta, Magnoliopsida, Brassicales, Brassicaceae.
CCUCUCUGGCUCUCUCACUUGUAAUUAUUUGAGAUAAUAAUAAUUUUUUCCUUCCGGUUUUAACUUUGAGAACCAUUACUAUGUCUACUAUUUCUCCGGUUCUUUCAUCUGAACCGGUUCUUUCCAAUCAAGUACCGGCUUGGGAAACUGGAUUCACUCCGUGGGACGAAUCCGAUAUUUUCUCCAUCUUCAGUUCACCGGUUAGUCCCAUGGAAGUAAAUCCCGGUUUAGAUAAAACAAAUCCAAGUCCAAUUCAGAACCAACGCUAUUCCAGUCCGGGUUUGAAAGAUCAACAACCCUUGAAGAACCCUACUGGUUCGAACGUUGUCUCUUCGGUUAAAGACGAACGGCGAAAGAAACGAAAAUUAUCAAACCGAAAAUCAGCUCAACGGUCGAGGAUCAAGAAACAAAAACACCUAGAAGAUGUGAGAAGCAAGCUUAACCAGCUCAAAUUCAAGAACAGAGAACUGCAUAACCGGCGCCUGUACGUUUUGUACCAUUGCGAACGUGUAAAGAUGGAAAACGAUCGUCUACGGUUAGAACACCAUGCUCUCCACGAGAAGCUCUUGAACUUACGACAAGCUUUGGCCAUGCGUCAAAUCCAACAGAACUCAGCGUGUGCUACGUGGUCGUGUGUUAAUAGUACCGUUGUAACGGUCAACCGAAAUCAUUCGAUGAUGAGAGAUCACGUAAUAUAAGAUUAUGAUAUGCAUCGUUUUAGACCUAACGAAGAAACAUAUAUUAAAUAUAUACUACUAGGAGUGAUCUUCUCUUUUUCUUUUGUAAAUAAAUGUCGAGUAGUAAAUC